Molecule: messenger RNA, 1023 nt
Organism: Brettanomyces nanus
Lineage: Eukaryota; Fungi; Ascomycota; Pichiomycetes; Pichiales; Pichiaceae
Exons: 1
Coding region: 1-1023 (340 amino acids)
Biological process (GO): tRNA processing
Molecular function (GO): flavin adenine dinucleotide binding; tRNA dihydrouridine synthase activity
Source: RefSeq, a predicted model, not a curated record
AUGCUCUCUCGUGCCAUUAUGGGAGGCAGAAAAGCAGAGAAUAAUCCAGUUAAGAUCAUAGAAAGAUGUCGUAAAGAAAAUAGGCCGGUAUUUGUGGCUGGACCAAUGGUUAGAUACUCCAAGUUACCAUUUAGACAGCUAGUUAGACAGUAUAAUGCAGAUAUAGUUUAUACUCCUAUGAUACUAGCGCGAGAAUUUGUGAGAAAUGGAAAUGCAAGGAUGAGUGAUUUUAGUACUAAUUGGCAAGAUAGUUCUCUCAUUCUGCAGAUUGGGGCCAAUAAUGUGACGGAUUUGGUACGAAUGUGCGAGAUGGUUCGACCAUUUGUUGACGGCGUGGGCCUCAACUGUGGCUGUCCUAUUAAAGACCAGGUUAGGGAGGGUAUAGGAGCAGCGCUUAUGUCGAAGAAAGAUCUUGUAGCGGAUAUGAUUCGUACUGUUAAGGAGAAAUUUGGGGAUUCUUUGCCUGUGGAAAUUAAAAUACGAAUCCAUAAAGACAUCAAUGAGACUGUGGAAUUUGUGAGGUGUGCAGAAGAUGCAGGUGUAGAUUUUAUCACAGUUCAUGGAAGAACCCAAAAUACAAAAUCUUCAGUUCCUGCCGAUUUAGACAAGAUCCGUAUAAUAAAGGAACAUGCUCGAGUUCCCAUAAUAUCGAACGGAGAUUGUCGAAGUCUCGAAGACGCUUACAGAAUAUAUAAAAAGACUGGAUGUAACGGAGUCAUGGCAGUAAGAGGAGUGCUAUACAACCCUGCGAUGUUUGCAGGAUACCAGAAGACACCAUGGGGAUGCGUAGAAUUAUUUUGGGAUUAUUUUACUUCCUAUGGACUUCCGUUCAGGCUUGCGCAACAUCAUCUUAGCUGUAUGCUCGAAGGGCAGAUCCCUAAGGCCUUACACAUUGAACUUAAUGAGACAAAUAGCAUGGUGGAAAUGGUUGAUUUUUUUGAUAAUUAUUUUGAAUUAAGAAGAAGAGGAGAUAAGAAUUUUGGACAACGAAUAGGAUUAUCUUAUAGGAAGGUUGAAAAGUGA